Closterium sp. Naga37s-1 is the source of this 672-nucleotide messenger RNA. The record is from the annotation of a GenBank genome assembly. Lineage: Eukaryota; Viridiplantae; Streptophyta; Zygnematophyceae; Desmidiales; Closteriaceae.
AUGGCAGCCGAUGGCGGUCGGAAAGAGAAGGAUAAAAGCAAGGGUAUUAAAGUCGGCAAGAAAACCGCAGCUGUGAAACCCAAGAAGCAGGAUCGCGAAGGCCAGCAGAGCAAACCUAACGACGACGAUUCUCGUCCACGUGGCAAGCAGAGCGACGGGGGAUCGCGUCCACGUGGCAAUCGGAACGAAGAGGGCUCGGUUCCACGUGGCGGCAGUCGAGAUGCUGCUGCCGGAGAGAUCUUGCCGGCGAGAUUGCUGCCGUCGCAGAUUAAGAACAAGCAGAAGCGGUCCGCAGUGACGGCGAAGCUUCGCGCAGAGAAGGAGAAGGGGAAGAAGCAGCGGCUGAAGCGGCGGCGGCAAGAGGAGGAACGCGCAGUGGCGUUGGGAGAAGCGGCCCCGCCACGAAAGGUAGCUCGCACCAUCGACAGCACGCGGGAGGUGGACGAGACUAUAGCGCAGCCUGACGACGACGAGUUGCAUGCAGACGAGGCACAGGACGAGUUCGCGCCGCACUUCAACCGAGAGAGGCCGCCCAAAGUGCUCAUCACCACGUGCCAACGGAUACACCAGGCAAUGAAGCAGCUUAUAAAGGAGCUUUUAGUGGUCAUUCCGGGGUCAGAGUACUAUGAGAGACGGCAGUAUCGCAUCAAGGAGGUGUGUGUGAGGCAGUAG